ACUUUGGUGAUUAUUAAUUGUUUUUAGAGUAUUUUUAUUUUUAUUUUUUUGUUUUAUUUUCGUUUUUAUAAAAAAAAACAAAAAAAAAGGGCUAGCGGUUAGGAUUAGAUUUUUUUUAUAUUAGAUUUUUUUAUUUAAUAGAUUGUUGGUUGUUUUUAUUUUAUAUCUCUUGUAUCUAUAUCUUACAUAUCUAUCUUAUAUCUUCUAUCUCAAUCGCUUAUCUUUUAAUUCUCUUUCAUAUCUUCUAUUUUUAUAUCACUAUCAUCUCUUUUAUUUCUCUAUCUUUCCUCUCUUUUAUUUUAGUUUGCUAUUUUUUCUAUCUACUUUCCCUUCAUUAUUAUUCUUAUUAUUAUUAUUACUAGAUUAUUUUUUGUUACUAACAUUUUUUUUCCCUGUCAGAUCUCGUUUAAUUGUUUUUUUUUCCUAACAUUUUUUUUUCUUCGUUACUUCGUUACUUUCUUAUUUUCAUUUUUUUUUCUUUGGUAUUAUUAGGUUCCUUUUAUUCACGUUUUUGUUUUCUUAGUUAGGUUUUUGUUUUUUUUACUAUCCUUUUGUUUUUUUUAGUAACUGAACACAAGUGUUAGUUGUGGAGUUUUUUUUGCAGUGAUGGAAGCUAAACUUGAUAAGCUAGAAGCCAGACUCGACGAGAUACAAUUUUCUGUUACACAAAUGUUGCUCAAGAGCUAUCAACAACAGUUUGAGUCACCUCAAUGUUAUCCACAAGAGAAUUUUGAAAAUAUUUGGUGUGACCCACCUUGCUAUCAUCCACAAGGGCAAUUCCAGCAGCCUAUUUAUUCACCACCAUGCUACUAUCCGCAGGAGGAAUUUCAAUAUCCCUUUCAUGAUCCACAUCAUUCACAAGAGGAAUUUCAUCAACCUUGGAAUGAUCCACCCCAAUUUUUGGAAGACCUUUCAAAGCAAUAUGAAGCAAACCAAGCCCAGUUUCAACAACCUCGACACGAGGAACCUUCCAUAUUGCAAGAAAUUCAAGACAUGUUGAACCAAAUGUCUGCAAAUCUCAAUGCAAAUGCUAAUCAACACCUGCAAGAUACUGCGAAUUUACAAGCUCCAGUUAACAAGCUAGUUGCACACGCUCCCACAUUGCAACAUGAAGCUGAUGCAAAGAUUGAUGAUGAAGUUAAUCCUUGUGUUGAUACUCAUCUUGAUGCUAACACUGAUGGUUCUGGUGAUGUUAACGAGUUUGAAGUCGAUGUUGCUUCUGAUGCUGAUUCUAAUGAUGAAGACAACAAACAAGAAAAACAUCUCCCUCUUCCACAUAGAACUUAUGAGAGUGAGAAGAUGUAUCCUAGUGAAGAAGAAAAUAAGUUGUUGGAUGAUUUCAAGAAGUGUUUUGCAGUGGAUGAAGUUAAAAAGAUGGAUGUAGAACAUGGAUCUAAGUUAGCAAUAUUUCCACAUAAGCCGCUUUUAGUUAAUCUAGACAUUUUUGAAAAAGUCGUGCUUAUUGGAGAGUUUGUUGAUUGCAAGAAGUCAACCUCAAUGGAGGAAUAUUUUUCGAAACCUCUACCGAAACCUCAAGACAAAGUAUUGAUUGUUGAAUGUACUGAUUUUUCAUUUACUCUUAUUUCAGGUUGGGCAGAUGCUCGAAAAAAGUUUUCACUCAAACUGAACAUUGUCAUGAGUCAUGCUAAAGGUGCUAGAAAACAGUUUGAGUUUGUUAAGAUUGUUGCAGAUGAGAUCCCUCCAAAGCCACCUGACUUGUGGAUUGUUGCUGUUGUGCCUCAAGACUAUGAGCUUCCUCUUAAUGCAAGACCUCCACCGGACCCAGGUGAUAGCAGAUUCAGAGCAUUACCAGGUUUCAUGCGUCGCCAGCUUCCUUGAUCCCUGGUUUUUCCUAACCUUUCUCUUU
Molecule: messenger RNA, 1867 nt
Organism: Lotus japonicus
Lineage: Eukaryota; Viridiplantae; Streptophyta; Magnoliopsida; Fabales; Fabaceae
Exons: 1
Coding region: 607-1839 (410 amino acids)
Source: RefSeq, a predicted model, not a curated record